Molecule: messenger RNA, 2072 nt
Organism: Coccinella septempunctata (seven-spotted ladybird)
Lineage: Eukaryota; Metazoa; Arthropoda; Insecta; Coleoptera; Coccinellidae
Product: neuroendocrine convertase 1-like
Exons: 10
Biological process (GO): protein processing
Cellular component (GO): Golgi membrane; trans-Golgi network
Molecular function (GO): serine-type endopeptidase activity
Source: RefSeq, a predicted model, not a curated record
AUGUCAAAUUGAUCAUAGGUCCUUUGGGCAGAAGAACAAGAUAUAAAACAGAGACAAAAGCGAGAUUUCGUAGAUAUCUCUGAUAUACCUCACGAGAGAGUGAAGAGACUUCACGAUUCCUACAUUCCAAUGGAUUUUGAAGAAGUCCAGAGGAAUCUAGAAGAUAGAAGGUUUUUCAAUGACGAACUCUGGAACCACGAAUGGUAUUUGAAAAACACAAGGUCGACCGUCCAAGAACUAUCGGAGAUAGAUCUGAACGUUGUUAAGGUCUACAGGGCGGGUAUCACAGGAAAAAAUGUGAGAAUAAGUGUUAUUGAUGAUGGUUUGGAAUAUACCCAUGAGGAUUUGAGGGAAAACUACGAUCCUGAAAUCAGCUACGACUGCAAUGAAGAAGAUAAUAAUCCAAUGCCUCGUUAUGACGCCGCCAGAACCAACAGUCAUGGUACCAGGUGUGCUGGUGAAAUAGCAAUGGUUGCCAAUAACGAAAAAUGUGGAGUUGGUGUAGCUUUCAAUGCGAAUAUAGGCGGUAUCAAGGUGCUAGAUGGUUUCAUUACUGAUCGACUAGAAGGGACAGCUCUAGGAUACGGCCUAGGACUUAUAGACAUCUACAGCUCUUCUUGGGGGCCUACAGACGAUGGAAGAACAGUAGAUGGACCUGGAAGGUUAGCAAGGGAAGCUUUGAAACGUGGAACCACCCUGGGUCGUGGAGGUAAGGGUAGCAUUUUCGUUUGGGCAUCAGGAAAUGGAGGUGGUAGAAGUGAUAAUUGUAACUGCGAUGGAUACGUUAACAGCAUAUAUACUGUUUCAAUCGGGAGCGUGAAUGAAAGAGGUAUUUUUCCUUGGUAUGGGGAGGCAUGUGCUUCAACUUUAGCAGUGACAUAUUCUUCGGGAGCUCGAAGUGACCAAAUGGUGGUAACUACUGAUUUAUACAACAAUUGUACCAUCAAACAUACUGGGACCUCUGCUUCCGCUCCUCUCGCAGCAGGUAUAAUAGCUUUGGCACUGGAGGUCAAUCCAAACUUGACUUGGAGGGAUGUACAGCAUCUGAUAGUGUGGAGUUCGAAAAUUUUCCCUCUUUUGAAGAACCCUGGAUGGCAAAAGAAUGGCGUUGGUUUGUGGUUCAACACCAGGUUUGGAUUUGGACUCAUCGACGCUUUUGCAAUGGUAGAAUUGGCCAGUUCUUGGGUGACAGUUCCGGAAAAAAGGAUUUGCCUUGUUGAAGUGAUAAGGAAAUCGAUGCAACUACGAGCUGGGCUGCCUUUGUCUGUUCCAGUCUACACCUCCGGAUGUAAGUGGACCGACAAUGAAGUUAAUCAUUUAGAACACGUUGAAAUUAGAACGAACAUAAAAUAUUCCAGGAGAGGUUUCCUGGAAAUUCACCUCACAUCGCCUGAAGGGACUCGCGUACAACUUCUGUCCCCCAGGACUUUGGACGAUAGUCGGGAAGGAUUCCAGAACUGGAGUUUUAUGUCGGUUAUGACCUGGGGCGAGCAUCCACAGGGAGUUUGGAAGCUAAGAAUUCAAGAUGAGGUUGGAUCAUACCUAGACCAAGGGAGUAUUGGCUAUACAGAAAUGAUUCUACAUGGAACAAAAAUCAAACCCCAUCAUAUGGAAUACUGAAAAAUUCUAGCGAAAAAACUGACUAAUCUACGAAAUCUUAUCAAUAGUGUGACUGGUUGUAUUUCAAGGAAAAAUAAAGAAGACUCAUUAUGAUAAAAUCAUUUACUUACAGAUUAUCCAGGAUAUGUACAAUCAAAUCCGUAGAACAUCAUAAUAAAAUAUUUAUGAAAAAUAAGAUUAUUCAACAGGGAUAUAGAAUUGGUGCUUAUAAAUUUCGGAAAUACGUGAGAUACUGUCAAAUAUAAAUAUAAUAGAAAAGUUUUGUACAUUUUACAUCCAUUUCGGUCGAGGAGAACAGGCAGUCUUGGAAAGUUUGGUUUCACAACAUCGCGAUAUAAAUAUAUGAGUGGUUAGUUACUAAUUGACCUAAAAUUGUUGGACCGCUGGUUGAAUUUCAGGGAUUUUUAGAUUUGGUGAAGGAUAUGCUAAUUGAUGGGGAAAAUUCCUUCCAG